This is a messenger RNA of Aedes aegypti (yellow fever mosquito), 672 nucleotides long. Its product is annotated as macrophage mannose receptor 1. Gene Ontology annotation, cellular component: external side of plasma membrane. The transcript is spliced from 2 exons. The coding region runs from base 52 to 543 and encodes 163 amino acids. Lineage: Eukaryota; Metazoa; Arthropoda; Insecta; Diptera; Culicidae. The record is from RefSeq and is a predicted model, not a curated record. Gene Ontology annotation, biological process: biological process involved in interspecies interaction between organisms. Gene Ontology annotation, molecular function: carbohydrate binding.
UAAAUUUAAAUUGGCUGCAAGGAAUUGAUCCGAGCAGUAAUAGUAGUCAUCAUGCUGAAAGGAACUCUUCUGAAAUUGUUCCUACUAGGUUUGACCGGCAAGAUCCUGAAGGUUUUUUGUCAUCUUCCAGAAAAGUACCACGUGGUACCCCAUUCGGACACUUGGUUCGGCGCCUAUGCGUACUGUAAAACCAUCGGCAUGAACCUGGCGACAAUCAACUCGACUGAGGAGCAAAAGCAGAUCGUUAAAACCAUAAAAGAUUCCUCAGUUUACAGCCCGAAACAUGAUGCCAAUUUGAUGGUCUGGAUCGAUGCCACCCGGGUUUCCAAACAGUCCAAAGUGCAAUGGUUCCGAGAAGCCAAACCACUGGUGUACAGCAAUUGGGGUGGACCGGAACCGGACGAUACCAUGGAUUGCGUUCACAUGUGGAACAAUCCUAGUUUUGGAUUGGCGUUCGUGUGGAAAAUCGGUACCUGUUCCUACAAAAUGCCUUUUGUGUGCGAAACUAGCACAAGUGAUACGGAUUGCAUUCAAACAUUUUAGGUUUCUAAUAUAUUUGGAGAAUAUUCAAAUCGAUGGCAACAUUAUGAUCUACUCAUGAAAAAAAACUCUGAAAACAUAUGUGUUCUUAUAAAUAAUAACGAAUUAAAAAUAAUGCAAAUCAAUAAAAAA